AUGGGAAAGGUGCAGCAGCAGCAGCAGCAGCAACUUGUCUGCCGGGAGAUGCGCUUUGCCUCAGCAGCACCUCCAACAUCUGCCGACCGCACGGAUAACUACAGAAUUAUUUAUCAUUAUUGCGCAUACGCACCGUGUUCUCUCAAUUUUUUUCAAGUGAUUUUCAUUGAGUGUUAUUGUUUUUUUUUUUGUUUUACGUUUCAGGCCUUCGUGUGUCUUCUGCUUAUUGGAGUGGCCAGUGUGACUGGAAAACCAAAGCCUCCGGGAGGCGGCGGUUGGUCCUCUGGAGGAGGAGGAGGAGGAGGUGGCUGGUCCUCUGGAGGAGGAGGAGGAGGUGGGGGGGGAGGAGGAGGCGAUGUACAGAUCAUUAAAGUGAUCACGGAGAGCGGCGGCGGAGGUGGCGGCGGCGGUUGGUCUUCCGGAGGAGGAGGCGGCGGCGGUUGGUCUUCCGGAGGAGGAGGCGGCGGCGGCUGGUCUUCAGGAGGCGGCGGCGGAGGAGGCGGCGGCUGGUCUUCAGGAGGCGGCGACGGAGGCGGCGGCGAUGUGAAGCUCAUUAAGAUCAUAAGCCUGGGAUCCGGAGGCGGCGGCGGCGGCGGCGGCUGGUCUUCAGGAGGAGGUGGUGGCGGCGGAGGCGGUUGGUCUUCAGGUGGAGGCGGCGGCGGCGGACACGGGGGCGGCGGCGGUGGUGGCUCCAAGGUCAUCAAGAUCAUCAAGCUGAGCUCUGGAGGAGGAGGCGGUGGCCACGGUGGCGGCGGUGGUGGCGGUUGGUCUUCAGGAGGAGGCGGCGGCGGCGGUUGGCAGCCCGCUGGAGGAUGGGCAUAGAAUACAUGCCCAAAAACCUAGGAAGCCAUCGAAGCAAUCCACCCCCACUCUUGUAAAUACUGUACAUAUCCAGAAGCUAUUGUUUUUUUGUUACUAUGCCCCAGAGAACUGUUACUAAAUUAAGCAUGAGUCUUUGCUUGAAAUGCACAAAUUGAAUAUUAAAUAAAUGUACCCUUAAACUGUGACUCUUUAAAGGCCAUUAUUGUUUUGUAUAU
This is a messenger RNA of Drosophila elegans, 1037 nucleotides long. RefSeq names its product acanthoscurrin-1. Lineage: Eukaryota; Metazoa; Arthropoda; Insecta; Diptera; Drosophilidae. The record is from RefSeq and is a predicted model, not a curated record. The transcript is spliced from 4 exons. Bases 1 to 822 code for a protein of 273 amino acids.